AUGGGCAAAUGUAGAGCUGAAAUUCAGAAAGCCUACCGCGAGCGACUGAAACAGAAGGAUAACGAAGGGUAUCUUGCAAAGGAGAGAGCAAGAAGGCGUGCUUGUUAUGUUCCAAGUGCACAGCUCAGCAGAAAGAAACUUAAGGAAAGAAACGAGAAAAACAGGGAGAGACUUCGGCGUUUCUAUGAGAAAAAGAGGCGCGAAAGAGAAAUAGACGGUGAGAACACUAAUCAUGACACAAGCGGAUAUGAAACAGCAGAAUCCGGGCUGUUACAGGUGCAGUUCCAAUUUCCAAAUAGAAAAAAGGGUCCACAGAAGCGUUGGAAAGAAGAUUUAAUCAAAGCUAGAGAAAGGAUAAGAGAGCUGGAAAAGCAAAACAAAGAAACAAAGAGGAAGAACAAGUCAUUACAAAGAAGAUUCCAAAGAAUCAAGCACAAGAUUUCUAGUUCAGGGAAUUUGACACCCAGGAAAGAAGUUCAGAAUCUCAUGAAAGCUGCAAAAUUAAGUGAGGAACAGAAGAAUGCUGUAAAGAAACCUCUUUUACUCGCAUCAGUAAUAGCAAAGGAGAUCGAUGUAACAAAAAGAAAUGUAAGGAGAACUGAGAUGAAGGCGGUGUACAGUGUAGUCAGUGGUAAAAUUGUCAAAAAAUACAGAUGCUUAACAUCCUUGGCAGCAAAGGCUGGUCUGGACAGAAACCGCAUGUCUAAAGUAAAAACGAAAUCUUUGUCCACAGCUCGCUACACACGCCGCAACAAAAAGAAAAUGUUUGAGAGAAAAGUAACAGAAUUUAUGGAGAGGGAAGACAAUAGCAGAGCUCAGCCAGGCAAGAACGAUGUGAAGAAAACAGACAAUGGAGAGAAAGCACAAACACGGGUACUCAAGGAUUACUUAGAGAAUCUUUACAAAAAGUUCAAGUCCGAGAACCCUGAGAUGAAGAUUUCUCUCACAACAUUCAAACGGAUAAGACCAAAGAACAUUCUCUUAAUGGCACUUAUAAGCCGUAAUACAUGUCUCUGCACCAAGCAUCAGAAUAUGGCACUUACAGCAAAAGAGCUGAAAGCAGCAGGAUUGAACAUUCCCCUUAAUCCAGAACAUAUGGUAAAAGAAAACGUUGCAGUUAAAGCAAAAGAACAUUUUGCAGAGAAUGAUGUCGUAAAAGUGAAUCAGUGGAAAAGAGUGGAAGUAGAGGAAAAAGGAAAAAAGAAAUAUGUUACAAAAAUCAUGGAGCAGUCUUUUGAGAACAUAAAAUCGUUCCUAGACUUCCUGAAUAAGCAAACGGAAGACUUUAAAGGUCAUGUAAGUCGCGUGUCAACCCAGUAUGAACAGAUACACGCCCUUAAAGGAAAUCUACCUCAGCAUAAUGUAGUCAUUCAGAUGGACUUCGCCGAAAACUACACCUGUAAGUCACUGGAGGAAGUUCAGAGCGCAUAUUUUAAUCAGACGUGCGUUACCUUACACCCCAUGGUCGUGUAUUACCCUAAUUCAGAAAAUACCAUCGAACACAAAAGUAUCAUCGUUGUCUCUGAUGAAAUGGGCCAUAAUUCAACCACAGUUUUAACCUUUAUUGACAAAAUUAUGCCAAUAAUUAAAAACAUAGACCCUGACGUAUCGACCAUUCAUUAUUGGACAGACAGCCCGACAAGUCAAUAUAGAAAUAAGACUAUAAUCGACUUUGUUGCAAACCACAAGAGUACCCAUGGGAUGAACGCACGAUGGAACUAUUUUGAGUCCGGCCAUGGGAAGGGGCCGUGUGAUGGUCUUGGAGGCACGGUGAAAAGACUGGCGGAUGAAGCAAUGAGGAGUGGGAAAGUGAUGAUACAAGAUGCCAAAGCUUUCUAUGAUUGGGCAAAAUCUUCUAGCAUGAAAAACGUCACUUUCGUGGAGUCAGCGGAAUGUGAAAAAAAGAAAGAUGAAUUAAAUGCAUAUCAGUCAGAGAUCAGAGCGGUGAAAGGUACAAUGAAAUUACAUGCAGUAGUUGGUCUCGGAAACUCCUGUGUGAAGAUAAAGGAUGUAAGUUGUUACUGUGACGAAUGCUUGUCCGGUAAUAUUUGCAGUGGUUGGAAUGAAGCAGUAACUCGAACAGUUGCAAAUGAGAACAAUGCCCUUGAAGAAAUCGUUUCCCCUACUGGUGACAGCAAUGUCAAGUUGAAUAUAGGAGAUUUUGUUGCAGCAUAUUAUGAUGUGGAGUGGUACGUUGGAAAGGUUGUCGACAAGGAUGAUGAUGAUGGAGAGUUCGAGAUCUCUUUUAUGGAGAAGAGAAAGGAGUUGUACAGGUGGCCGGGGAAACCUGACAAACUAUGGGUAUCAGCAGACAAAAUCAUCUGUAUUAUUGAUGAACCUAUUCCAACUGGGAAGUAUGGUGGACUUCACAAGCUGUCAAAUGAGAACCAAAGCAAAAUAGCCGAAAACAUCAAGUGA
Molecule: messenger RNA, 2418 nt
Organism: Saccostrea echinata
Lineage: Eukaryota; Metazoa; Mollusca; Bivalvia; Ostreida; Ostreidae
Exons: 1
Coding region: 1-2418 (805 amino acids)
Source: RefSeq, a predicted model, not a curated record